AACUUUUUUGUUAACAUGAUGCUGCAAAAAAUUCAAAAACCUGUUUAACAUCAUAGAAGAUCGAUUUUGUUAUUAAAUUUAUACAGAAGCCAAGAAAUAAGAUGUAUUAUUUAAUUAACAUACAAGACGUAAAAAAAGCGAAAACAUCAUUAGGAAAACCUGUUCUAUAAUAAGAAAUUGGAACAUCACAGCUGUGCAGAAACAGAAAGUCCAUUCUGAUGCAUGGAACGAAAUGAAACGAGAGGUUCAAUUUUUUGAAAAAGUGAAAAUGUGGCGAUGAGCAAAAAAGGAGUGGUAUUCGAAAUACACUUCUGAAAACAAUGUUCCUUCAAGAGAUAGGUACUCUGUGCAGCAUUGUAGGCUACUAACCCCCUCUUGAUAGUAUUGACAGCGUAAUCCCUCUUCCAUCCUAGUGGGUAGGCGUCUGUGGGUAUAAGUAAGGAAAAUAACUUCAACGAGACGUAGGAAUAACUGAAUUAUAAAUUUAUGUAAUCGAUUCGAGAGAAGUGCUAGGCUACAUACUGACAGGCCUCGUGGGUUGUGCUACAUGAUCCAUGUGAUGUGAUGUUAUUGAUACAGGUCGGCCGAUGUACAACAAUCAACAGUGUCAAUAAGCGCUCUACUGUCUCGAGUAUACUCUUCCAUGAACCGCAUUUUAUAGAUCGAUAGCAACGUGCACGUGAAUUAAAUCGAGCAUGAGUAAUGACGAACAGCUGUUUCCAUAAUCGAUUGAAGGGUGGAUGAUCUUUGUUUAGUAGUAUUUCAACUCAAUGGUGUUUUAAAUUAUGUUACUUAAUUCCAGUGCAGUGCUCAUUAAAAAAAGUGAGAAAGUAAAAAUGGAUUGUGUCAAAACUAAUUGUUUCUAAACUUGUGCCAAGCCACAACAAUCAACAAAGUGUCCUAAGUGAAAAAGAACGUGCCCGCUGACGAAACUCAUCCAGGAGAAAUAGCUUUGCUGAUGAAAACCAACGCCUCUGGCGUGGCAAAAGUGGUAGCUCAGGCCAGUAUGCUAACUUUGGCGAACAAGACGCUAUUGUCGGUCGUGGCCAAUGCUACUACUGCUGCCAUGAGUGGUGAUCCAUAUGUAACCACUAUGCUGCCGCCGACGACGAUGUCAACGAACAACGGCAGUAGCGACGGCGGCGGGGACGAUGAUCAACCGAGCAUUUCCAUGGAUAAUCUCUACCCGGCGCUGGUGCAGUGCUUUGCCAUCAUAAUUUGCGGCUAUCUGGCCGGUCGGCUCAACGUCAUCACCAACACCGAGGCCAAGGGCCUGAACACCUUUGUGGGCACGUUCGCUCUGCCGUCGGUGAUAUUUCUCUCGCUGGCCGAGCUGAACUGGAGCACGGUGAAUUGGAAUUUUCUGCUCUCGAUCUUGAUAUCGAAGACGAUCGUGUUCCUCUCGGUGGCAGUCAUUUCGCUGCUGGUGGCCCGACCCGUAAACUAUGGUCGCGCCGGAAUACUGGCCACUUUCUGCACCCAGAGCAACGACUUUGCGAUUGGAUUUCCUAUCGUGUCCGCACUGUACUCGAAGCUCCACCCGGAAUAUGCGUCGUACAUCUACUUGAUGGCGCCCAUCUCGUUGGCCAUCCUGAAUCCAAUAGGCUAUGUGUUGAUGGAGAUCUCCAAAAUUAGAGCGAAAGCGGCGGAAGAAAACCAGGCACUACAGCAAACCCGUCGCCCCUCGAUUCCACCCUGUUCCCAACUGGCCGAUACCGGCAGCACCGGUCGCAAGCUCCUGAAAGGCAAACUCCUAGUCAUCGUCAAAACGAUCGAGUCCAUCUUCUUCAACCCGGUGCUCUUCAUGACCGUACUGGGCGUUAUCGGGGGACAAAUCUUCCGUAACGGAAUUCCAACCGUCCUCGCCAGUAUCCUACAGACACUGGGCAACUCCUUCUCGGCGACGUCUCUGUUCCUACUAGGCCUAAGAAUGGUCGGCCAAGGAGCUACCCUGCAAGGACCUGGCCUGAUCCUGCCGGGCAUCCUGAUCCUGGUGAAACUCCUAGUCCUCCCGCUGGUGACACGCCAAACCGUCAACAUAAUCGGCGCCGGGGCAAACUUUUCGGAGACGACGGAUCUCAGCACGUUCGGGUUCCUCUAUGGAACAUUCCCUUCGGCACCGGGUGUGUUUGUCAUUGCCUCGCAGUACAACCAGGAUGUUGAUCUGAUCGCCAACAGCAUGGUCGCGUCCACGUUCAUCAGUGCUCCUCUGAUGUUCAUUUCGGCCAAGAUGAUCACCAUCACGAACCUGAAUCCGUCCGACUAUCUGAACGAACUGGACAAGUUUGCGUUCGACAUCAGUAUCGUGGCGAUGCUCUGCUCCGUAUGGAUGUUGAUUCUGUUCACGCUGACCCGCAAGAUGAAGAAGAUGCCGCAUAGGAUAACGAGCUGUUUGAUCAUAUCGCAAUUGAUCUGCAACAUCGGAGUGAUCAUGUGGUCGACGUUCGAGCAGAACUCCGGCUGGAAGAUGUAUUUGCAGUUUUACUUCUUCACGAUCGGGUGCUACAGCAGCCGGCUGUGGACGGCAUUCUUGGCGAUAACGAUCCUGUUUCUGCAGUGCCGUAGUUUGUGCUUCGUGCUGAAGCUGUGGCCGGUGUUUAUUGCUGCAGCUUGGGGUCUACCGACGAUAUUCGUAUCGCUCCUGUUCUUCCUGGACAACAAGAACAUAACCCCAACGGAGAAGCGCAACCCAAGUUUCCAGUACGGGAACGCCCAGGCAGCGAUAGCGGUAUUUCUUCUAGUCAUGUGCUUCAUCGUCACCGUCGGCUGUCUGAUUCUGCACCAGCGAUUCAAGAAACGGCACGAAAAGUAUAUGACCCUGUCGAGGGAGGUUUCCUCACCGGAUACGGAUACCAGCACCCUGGGAGCUUCAUCGGUGACCAAUUUGAUCCAGGAAACGCCAAAUACCACAGAACAUAGCAGAACGGUACAUAGACGGCGGCAUUCGAUGACUUCGAGCGAUGACGAAAUGCUGAGGGGAAACGAUUCCGGAUGCGGAGCAGGUGCUAGUGGGUGUUGUAGUGCUGGCGCAAAUACUCGUCGAACCGUUGUUGAUAUUGAAGAUUUGGUUGUUCGUGGGAGUGUGAACAAUGACAUCGAGAACGAAGAAACUAUAACCUCCAGCGGAAUGUGCUCGGCGCAGUUCAACUGCCCAUCAGCCUCGAAGCAACAGUGCCAGUCGAUGAUCGCGCACUAUCGGGAACAGGCUCGCGAUGGCCUGGAACCGUUAGAGUUUGACAAAACCGUUGAUGAACACCAAACGCUCAAACACAUGGUCCUCUUGAUUCUGCUCCUCUGUUCCAUGUUCGUCGGACUGGCGCUUUCGGUAUGGACCCUCAUCAUGGAAGGCAUGUCCGGAAUCUACGUCGAGCUGACCUUCCUGGAUGCUUUCCUUAACUUUGGUCAGAGUAUUAUUGUACUGGCCGUGUUUAUCAGCGACACUGGUGAACUGCUACUACCAUUGAUGAAGUUUUGGCGCAAGGUAUGGUACGGAGCCAAUUUGCUUCAGCUGCCAAUCUGGAGCGAACUAUCCGCCGAAACACAACACAUUUGCGAUCAGUUUACGACGCAUCACUUGGACAAUUGUCGAAAGGCGAUUGCCAGGGACAAGAGAUGGCGCAUCCGAAUCUACAAGAAGGUGUUUUACGGCAAUGUUUUCGUCGAAUGGUUGAUCGAGGUCGGAUUGGCGAAGGAUCGCUCGGAUGCAACGCACUACGCACGGCGACUGAUCGAUGGGCGGGUCCUACGACACAUCAACAAUGUGUACCACUUUCACGAUCGCAAUCUACUGUACACGUUUUGCGAUCGCUUGUAAGCUGUUUUAGCGAUCAGGACUGGAGUGCUUUGCUUCUAUCUCGCGGCAGCCAGUAUUUCUAAGAAUUUUACCAAAAACAAACCCACAAAAAUAAUUCUAGGAAUAGCUAGGAGAUACAAGCCAAGAGCUCCAAGAGUUUCCUCUACACAAAAAUGGAACCGGUUACCAAAUAUGAAGACAAAACGGAAAGUAUUGUGAUGACUACGACGACGGUACUCGUAGAUUAUUUCUAGGCAAUUAAUGUUUCUUAGAGCGAAUUUUGUUGAAUAUUCUUAGUUUAGGUAUUUAUUCUUCUUUUACGUUGAUUGAGCGGCAAGGCAAUGAGUGAUUGUAAAUAUUUGAAUCUUUCUUAUGAAAGGACCAACGUACGGUAGGAUGGAACGUGUACAUUUUAUAUCGCAUAUUUUAGAUAUUUAAUAGCAAAGCUUGCUUAAAGGUUCUCAAUCAAUACACAAAUUUUAGUCUGAUACAAGCUACAAGCAGAACUAUACAAAAUAUAUACGAUAUUUAUCAUGAUAUUGUGCAGCUUCAA
Molecule: messenger RNA, 4346 nt
Organism: Ochlerotatus camptorhynchus
Lineage: Eukaryota; Metazoa; Arthropoda; Insecta; Diptera; Culicidae
Gene: anchor
Product: integral membrane protein GPR155 homolog anchor
Exons: 7
Coding region: 959-3814 (951 amino acids)
Biological process (GO): transmembrane transport; negative regulation of BMP signaling pathway; intracellular signal transduction
Cellular component (GO): membrane
Source: RefSeq, a predicted model, not a curated record